UCAGUACAGUACUAACUGCUAUAGCGUGCCACGGGCCACAGUCGUCAGUCCGCACACCACAGCCGCACGUAGCGUUUCGUUGCCGUCGUCAGUCAGUCGAUUAACCGCCGCGGUCAGAUUCGGUUCACUCCUUAGCUGCUGUACGAAACUCGAUCGAGCUUAACGUUUUUUACACACAUCACGACAGUGUGUGACAGGCGACUUAAUCUUAUUUCUCCGUUGUUGUGUGCUACGGGCAAUUCGUGUUCGUCGACCGUACAUGUUUGUUAUUGGUCAGUCGUAGUAUUGCCGGUUUCGAGAAAAAUAUUUAAAAUAUACAUUUUCUUUUAAACCUUUAACGAAAAUCGGUCAUCAUUUCUUUCACUACCUCUUUCGUCAUUACAAUAGCUAGGCGCGAAAAAAAACCGAAAAAAAUGGAAGUCGUACCUCCGUAUUACAUACAACCGUCAUACCCGGUCCAUUCCACUCUCGGAAUCUUAAAAUUGGAGGACAUCGAAUCGGAAACCAGCGCGUUUAUGGCAUUACACCAACGGCUUGAAGAAGAACUUCGAGCCGCCAAGCGUGCUCAACUGUCGUGCGGCGAAGUCUUGUUGCCGCCCGACUUGCUCCACCGGAUAGCUCAUGACGUUCUCAAAAUGGCUGAAAGCGAACCCUGUGGUCUCAGAGGAUGCACUUUGUACCUGAAUUUCGAAGGUGAACAAGAAUGCCGGAAAAUCGGCACGAUCAAAUGCGACACUAACACAGUGUCCACUUUUGAGUUGUUCCUCACGCUUAAACAAAACCCUAGAAAUGCGUGGUCGCUCAUUCCAUUAUUCAUUAGGAAUUUUACAAGCGGCGGCACAAUUGUGAUCGAUCACGAAUUCACAAUAGAAAAACGGAAGCUGUAUAGGUCUUUUUUAGAAUAAAGAGCGCCGGAUGUCCGGCGCCGCCGAACGCCAAUUCCUCCUCCACCUCCUUCUCAUUAUCAGUAUCUCAUCAAAACACCAUCACCACCACAACUAUAAAUCCAACCACAACUAGUACGACCUAUAGUACUCGUACCACUAAUAGCACCGCCAUCGCCGUAAUUGAGAGAGAGCCAAGACUGAUCCCCUCGGAACAGCCUGUGCGUUACACAAAGAUGAAAAACACUCGUAUCUUGCAGUAGCGGUCUUGUCGUCGAUUUAUCAUCAAGUAACAAAAAAAAAACCCAAUUUAUAAUAUUAUGACAUAUUAUACGCGUAAUAAUAUAUUGGUCUCGUGAGUGUGUGGAAGUGAAUAUUUAUAUAAUAUAAUAAAUAAGUUUAACUAUGAAGAUUAAAAAAAAAAAACUAGCAUACGGAAUGAUAUUAUAAUAUUGUUUCAUACGUUAUAAACCGUGUGCGUAAGUUAAAAAAAAAAUCAAUUGUGAUCAGUUCUAUAUGUUACGUUUAGUUUUUUGUUCUCGUUAUUAUUUUUGUCGAUACAUUUAUACAUUGGAUUAUAUUUAUAUUAUAUAUAUUAUAUAUGUCACCAGAUUAUAAUAUGAUUAUUAUUAAUAAUUUUUCCUUUUUUAUUUUUAUUUUAUUUUUUUACCCAUAUAAGUCGUUGUUCUUUAUAGGAUUUUUAAUAAAAAAAAUAUAAUAUAUAUAUAUAUAUAUAUUCAUAGAGUGUAAACAUUUAAGGUUAAAUUAUUAUAGAUUAGAGUUUUAUAGAAUAUAGUUUAAAAAAAAACAAAAAAAAACGUUGUGUAUUAGGUGCAAAAUAAUUUUUUUAUUAAUGUACGUAUUUUAAGUGAAUGGUAGAGAGAGAGAGAUAAAUAAAUAUAUAUAAUAUAUAAAGCGUAUUUAAUUUUAUUUCCAAUAUAUCAGUGAGGAAUAAUUAAUCAAAACGAAAAAAAAAUAUGUUUAUAUUAUCGAGUGUUUGAUGUCGCGUGUGUCCUCCAGACAAUGAUAAAACUAAAGUAGAGCUUAGAAUUUUAACCAAUAUUAACUUAUUUAGUCUAUAAAUAAAUCGCACCAAAAAAAAAAUAUAUUUAAUAUAACUAAAAGAAAAAAAUACCCCAACUCAUCAGGCGUUUUUAAUUUGUUUUGCCAGAUGUCUUUCAUGUUCAAGUAUCUAUAUUGAAAAAAGAUAUGUUAACCUUAGAGUAAGUGUUCCUAACUGACAUCACACAUACAAUUAAUACAAUAAUAUGCUAUGCAUUUAUAUAUAUAUAAAUAUAUAUGUGUGUGUAUAGAUAUUAGCGAUUUUAAAUAAUUAAAAAAAAAUCCCUAAGAGCUGUUAUUAUUUUGUGUGAUUAUCCCACAAAUGUGAUAUAAUUUAGUAUGUUGUGCGUGUAUAUAUUUCCAUAAUAUAUACAUGUAUCGACGAGCGGAAUGAGAUUAUUAUUAAUAAAUUUGAAGAAUAAAUGUUGUAGGUCUUUAUAUUUUGCUUAUGCAAAUAAAAUAAAAAAAAAUAUUUUAGUAUAUUAUAAUAUAUGUAUACAUAUAUAUAUAUGUAUGUAUAAAUAAUAUUUUAUUUAAAAAUUCAGUCAAAGAAAUUAUAAGAAUUGGCAUUAAAACUAAUAGUUUGUUUUUUAUAAUAAUUUUUUAAUUUAAAUAGGCUAGUGAAAAAUACCUAUGUAUUGUGAUAACGGAUUUUGACUUUUUUCCUUAAACGUAACUUUCAAAUUUCGUAGGCUUUAAGCGCGAGUGCGAUGUGAAUUUUUUUAUAUAACAGCCUGUUUUUCCUCCCAAAAUUAAUAAUUAAUAAUUCUAUAAGAAUAACUAAACCAUUGUAAUAAGAUAUAUUUUUAUUUUUUUAUUUUUAUUUUUUUUUGGUUAUUGUAAUGUAUUUCUGAUCUCAGUGGCACUACAUAAAGUGUAAUCUUAACAGUAUUUUUAUUUUAUUUUUUUUUUAAAGUUAAGUUUACCUUUGAAUUGUGUUAAAAGCAAAAUAAUAAAAUGCUGCGCUAAGGUCGAGUAGUAGUACUGUACUACUCAACAAAGCGUCAAAAAGAUUAUAUAUUUUUGUUUUUAUUUUAUAUAUAUAAUAUGUAUAUGCAUAUAUAUAUUAUAUUAUAUUAUAUUAUAUUAUUAUACUUUUUUUUUUUUCGUUUAUACGAAGAGUCCCCUUUUUAUUGUGGCACAACCUCACCACCCCAGGCCAGUCAUAUCACUUCAUAGCAAUUGUCAUUUUUUUACUUUUGUUAUGUAGUAGAUAAUGAACAAAAGAAAAUAAUGCAAAAUAUAAAAUUUGAAAAUGAAAAAUAAAAAAAAAAUAUUUUGACAAAAAAA
Messenger RNA from Metopolophium dirhodum (rose-grain aphid), 3236 nucleotides. RefSeq names its product protein charybde-like. The transcript is spliced from 4 exons. The coding region runs from base 414 to 905 and encodes 163 amino acids. The record is from RefSeq and is a predicted model, not a curated record. Gene Ontology annotation, biological process: regulation of TOR signaling; apoptotic process; negative regulation of signal transduction. Gene Ontology annotation, cellular component: cytoplasm. NCBI's taxonomy places the organism in Eukaryota, Metazoa, Arthropoda, Insecta, Hemiptera, Aphididae.